AAUGCAACUUAGAGUUUAGACUUUUAAAAGCAAUAAACCUUAAUUUAAUAGUUAUAAGAUUAGCUAAACGAUUAGUAAUUGCUUAUUUCUGAUUACUUUCAUAAAAUAAAAGUAUGUAAUUUCAUCUUAUGUAUAAGCAAUAUGAGCAAUAAACUUAAUGUAAAUAACUAAAUGAUUUUAUACUCAGAAAAAGGAAAGUCAAAAAUUAACAACCUGUUUUCAAUGUAGAAUUAUUUCACAGAAAACAUACUCUUGAUGUUUGUAAAUCUAGAGAAGAAAUCAUUCAUACAUCUAUUGAACCCAGGAUUCAUUCAAAAACAAUUUAUCAAAAAUAUUGAUUAUUUAUUUUAAUAAUUAAUGCUUAAAUAAUAAAAACUUAAUUAGGCUUAGGAGGAUAUCAUGAUUAAGGACCUUCAAAGAGUGGUCUAAUUGAAUGACUUACAGGCAAGAGAAAUUCUCACUUAAUUUUAAUGGAGUUUAUAAAGGGCUACAAAUCAUGUUUUAGACAUUCAAAAAUCUGGAUUAAAGGUAGAAGAGCAAUUCAAAAAGUACAUCACAAAUGGACAAUAGAUAAUUGAUGAAAAUGGAAUCAUAUCAUUUUGUAAAGAUUUAGGAAUAGAUAUAAUGGACCCUGUAAUCCUUUAUAUUUCCUAUCUAUUUAAAAGUGAGACCAUGGUAUUAUCAAUUUUUAUUUAAGGGCAUUUAUACAAAGUUUGAUUUUCUCUAUGGAUUUUAAUAAUUGGGGGUUUAAUCGACAUCUGAUUUAAAAAGAGAAUUAAAACGACUUAGGGAUGAUCUAAAAAAUAAUAAAGAAAUCCUAAAGGCGGUAUAUAAAUAUUGUUUUGAUUUCGCCAAAAAGAAAAACAGAAAAGAUAUUGACCUACCUAUAGCUUAAGGACUGUGGGAUACUCUUUUAACAAAUACCUUCCCGAUCAUGAAGAAGUUUAUGAGUUAUGUUGGCGUAUUAUGGAUCAUAUUAAAUUUAGACUAUUGAAGAGAAAGAUGUCAAGCCAAUUUCUAGAGACACUUAUUAUAUGGUUUGGGAAUUUUGUGUUUAGAUUGGUGAAGAUUUAACCAAAUAUGACUAUAAAACUGGAGCAUGGCCCACAUUUAUAGAUGGUUUCUAUUUUUAUAUUUAUCCCUAGAAUAAAUAAUGAAAAAUUUUAUUUU
Messenger RNA from Paramecium octaurelia, 1170 nucleotides. The record is from the annotation of a GenBank genome assembly. Lineage: Eukaryota; Ciliophora; Oligohymenophorea; Peniculida; Parameciidae.